UUCAAAAAAUGGGCGCCAAUCUGGGCGUUAGUCUUAUAGCAAUAUGUUAGAAGAACAAGGACAGCAUGUGAUUGUCGCUCCUUAUCUGACAUUAUCUUCCAACAAUUGCAUCCGUGUGCUCAACGUAUCAGUGUUUGUGCCUUCACAGUGGUUGUGCUACACGCAUACGCGAUGAAAGAGAGACAAAGACGCCGCAAUUAUCUCUCUUUGUCAAGCAAUCAGUGUACUAGUAUCGAAAAUAUCGAAAAGUGGAUGUAGCACGGACAUGAACCACAUGGAGAUUUGACCGACAAUAUCGAAAAGUGUGUGACUAUGUGUUUCCAAUUCCUAAAAGUGGAUGUAUGGCGCUGCUGUACGGCGUAGGGAUGACCGCUCUCAGACUUUUCUCUGAUUACGAAUUAAAAUAUGGCCCACGUUAAUCAAGAUCAAGGAAUAGGAGAAUAUAUGGACUUUUUAACAAAGUUUCACAAUAUUUCGAAUAAAUUGAAAAAACGAUUUUUGAGGAAGCCAAACGUCUCAGAGGCAUGUAAUCAAUUUAGUGCCUUAGCCACUGAAUGCGAACAGAAAGAAUUGUGGCAAUAUGCAGGUUUGUGUUGGUUGGCAGCUGCUAGAUGUCAAGGCACAUUAGAAAAUGCCUCUUCUGAAAUAAAUCUUCUGAUAAAGGCGGGAAGGCAAUUUCUCGUAGCUGAGAAAAAAGACAAUGAUACAGGAUGUCUCUCUAUAGGCCAUGAAAACAUACAGGCAGUUGUGAGUUGUUUUGGUCACUCUAUGGCAAGAUGCAGCAGCCAACCAGGAUUUAAUACAAUUUCUGCAGGUCUAUCAGUAGAAUUGGCAUUAACAUUGGGUCCGAGUUCUGCUGGCAUUCAAUAUCUGCGGAAAGCGAUUGAUAUAUUUCCCACAUCAAAAGCUAUUAAUACUUUAGUGUCUUUUCAUAUAAGCCUAGGAGAUUAUGUAGCUGCACUACAGAUCCUUAACGAAUUCGUAGAAUUUGCAGAAGCUUGUGUUGUGGCUGGUGCCAGAGGAAAUUAUAAUGCUAUUCUACAUAGGUGCGAGGUGACACGAGUACUUUUACUACUCAUUCUUCAGCCAUCGCCACAGAGAUUAACACCUUCUCUCGCACAAGUUCUCGAAAAAUAUGCAUGGGCCGAAGAAAAUGUGAAUAAUAAUCUCAAUAUGAGCGAGGAUGAAUUAUUGUUGUUGCAAUCCCUGGUAUUAGCAUGUCAAUCUCACGAUCAUCAAGCAGUAUUGGAAUUCGAGAGCGAAUUGUAUCCUUACUUUGACACAGAACAAAAAGAAUUGUUACAUAAAUUGAUACAAGUAUUAUCAACGCAGUAAAUAUAUAAGAUAAUGAAAUCACGAUGAUGUGCGACUAAUUUAUGUCCGGAAUUUCAUUCAUUAUGGAUUCUCGUGAUUUUACGUCGUAUUGUACAGUUUAUCGAAAUAAAAAAUUGAAACAUAUUCGUCGAGAAACG
Formica exsecta is the source of this 1472-nucleotide messenger RNA. RefSeq names its product factor VIII intron 22 protein-like. The record is from RefSeq and is a predicted model, not a curated record. Gene Ontology annotation, biological process: vesicle cytoskeletal trafficking. Bases 406 to 1335 code for a protein of 309 amino acids. The transcript is spliced from 8 exons. NCBI's taxonomy places the organism in Eukaryota, Metazoa, Arthropoda, Insecta, Hymenoptera, Formicidae. Gene Ontology annotation, molecular function: protein binding. Gene Ontology annotation, cellular component: early endosome.